AUGGCGAGACUCACUGACGAUGCCGCUGAAGCAGCCUGCCAUGCCAGCAUGCAGGGAGAAAUGUGGGCGGCAUCUGAUGGACCUUCUGCUGAGACUGAUCCGGCCUCUUCACCAUCAUCAACCCCCUGGCUUGAGCCAGGCGACCGAGUUGUUGAGGCCGUCGAACUUGAACCAGAUACUAUGGUCCGUCUAGUGCGUUGCUUUGUUCACCGCGAGAAAAGGGCCGAUAAGCUACUACUCUCACAGGAGCAUAUUCUCGCUUUCGACUUUCUUAUUGCGAAAUAUCCGGAAUGUGUGGCGAUUAAGGACCUGCCUCUUGAAAAUCUCGAGCAGAAGGUAAUUAAUUUUGAUAAGCUUCAUGCGCAAAUGUUAAACCUUUCUUUUCUUGAUUUUAUAUUUAUUACAUGUGAUUUGUGGCUGCCACUCAAUUCUUUGACAAGAUUGUCUAAAAAUAAAUCGUUUUUAAAUAAUAGAAUAGUCUAA
Molecule: messenger RNA, 483 nt
Organism: Protopolystoma xenopodis
Lineage: Eukaryota; Metazoa; Platyhelminthes; Monogenea; Polystomatidea; Polystomatidae
Source: the annotation of a GenBank genome assembly